GGAGGCGGCGAGAAGAUGGCGACUUCGAACAAUCCGCGGAAAUUCAGCGAGAAGAUCGCCCUGCACAACCAGAAGCAAGCGGAGGAGACGGCGGCUUUCGAGGAGGUCAUGAAGGACCUGAGCCUGACGCGGGCCGCGCGGCUCCAGCUCCAAAAGUCCCAGUACCUGCAGCUGGGCCCAAGCCGUGGCCAGUACUAUGGCGGUUCCCUGCCCAACGUGAACCAGAUUGGGAGCGGCACCGUGGAUCUGCCCUUCCAGCCCAGCGGAUAUCUGGGGGAGGCUCUGGCAGCGGCUCCUGUCUCUCUGACACCCUUCCAGUCCUCAGGCCUGGACACCAGCCGAACUACCCGGCACCAUGGGCUAGUGGACAGAGUGUACCGGGAGCGUGGCCGCCUUGGCUCCCCACAUCGCCGGCCCCUCUCAGUGGACAAACAUGGAAGGCAGGCAGACAGCUGCCCAUAUGGCACCGUGUACCUCUCGCCACCUGCGGACACCAGCUGGAGAAGGACCAAUUCUGACUCUGCCCUGCACCAGAGCACAAUGACGCCCACCCAGCCGGAGCCUUUUAUGGGUGGGUCCCAGGACGUGCACCAGAAAAAAGUCUUACUAUUAACAGUCCCUGGAAUGGAGGAGACCACAUCAGAGAUGGACAAGAACCUUUCUAAGCAAGCAUGGGACACCAAGAAGACGGGGUCCAGGCCCAAGUCCUGCGAGGUCCCUGGAAUCAACAUCUUUCCAUCCGCCGACCAGGAAAACACUACAGCCCUGAUCCCUGCCACCCACAACACGGGGGGCUCCCUGCCUGACCUGACCAACAUCCACUUCCCCUCCCCCCUCCCGACCCCGCUGGACCCCGAGGAGCCCACCUUCCCUGCGCUGAGCAGCUCCAGCAGCACCGGCAACCUCGCAGCCAACCUGACACACCUGGGCAUCGGCGGUGCCGGCCAGGGGAUGAGCACACCUGGCUCCUCACCGCAGCACCGCCCGGCCGGCGUCAGCCCGCUGUCCCUGAGCACGGAGGCAAGGCGGCAGCAGGCCCAGCAGGUGUCGCCCACCCUCUCCCCACUGUCACCCAUCACUCAGGCCGUGGCCAUGGACGCCCUGUCUCUGGAGCAGCAGCUGCCCUACGCCUUCUUCACCCAGGCGGGCUCUCAGCAGCCGCCGCCGCCUCAGCCUCAGCCCCCGCCCCCGCCGCCGCCUGCGUCCCAGCCGCAGCCGCCCCCGCCGCCCCCGCAGGUGCCUGUCGGCCUCCCCCAGGGCGGCUCCCUGAUGCCGAGCGCCAGCCUGACUCGGGGGCCCCAACUGCCCCCACUUGCGGUCACGGUACCAUCCUCUCUCCCCCAGUCCCCCCCAGAGAACUCGGGCCAGCCGCCGAUGGGAAUCGACACUGCCUCGGCGCCGGCUCUGCAGCAGUACCGUACUAGCGCUGGCUCCCCAGCCAACCAGUCUCCCACCUCACCCGUCUCCAAUCAAGGCUUCUCCCCCGGGAGCUCCCCGCAACACUCUUCCACCCUGGGCGGCGUGUUUGGGGACUCAUACUAUGAGCAGCAGAUGGCGGCCAGGCAGGCCAAUGCUCUGUCCCACCAGCUGGAGCAGUUCAACAUGAUAGAGAAUGCCAUCAGCUCCAGCAGCCUGUACAGCCCGGGCUCGACACUCAACUACUCACAGGCGGCCAUGAUGGGCCUCACGGGCAGCCACGGGAGCCUGCCGGACACACAGCAGCUCAGCUUCCCUAGCCACAGCAGCAUCCCCAAUAUCAUCCUCACAGUGACAGGAGAGUCCCCUCCCAGCCUCUCUAAAGAACUGACCAGCACGCUGGCCGGGGUCGGUGACGUCAGCUUCGAUUCUGACAACCAGUUCCCCUUGGACGAACUCAAGAUUGACCCCCUGACCCUGGACGGACUGCACAUGCUCAAUGACCCAGACAUGGUCCUGGCCGACCCGGCCACUGAGGACACCUUCCGGAUGGACCGUCUGUGAGCCGCACGCCCGGCACACGGCCGCCCAGCCCCCGGCUCCGUCACCCUACCGGUCAGUGGUCCCCAGGGCGUCUCCCCAAGCCUGGGGACGGCGGCGCUCCGUCCCUCGCAAACGGCCGAGCUUGUGAUUCUGAGCUUGCAAUGCCGCCAAGCGCCCCAGCCCACCCGCCCGCCCACCCCGGUCGUCCACCUCCCGCGUGAGGCCGCGUGUCGUCGCCCCCGCGGACCCUCCCUCCCUGCUCUCUCCUCCCCCUGUAAGAUGCGGAAUGCGUGCUGGGCAGGGCCGCCGGCCUCGGGGGGGGGGGGGGGGGGGCGCCGUGCUCUGCGACGGUGGUGGGAUGAGGUGCAUCUUGCGACUGUUGUCCAGCUCUCACUGCCUUCCUUUGUCCCCGGUCCCCCCACCCGCCCGCGCCCCCAGCCCUUGGUUAGGUAGCGAGCCAGCCCCACCCCGCCAAAAGGAGAAGGCGCCGGGGGUGGGGGGUGGGCGGACAUGAAGCGGAAAUAAACACUAUUUGGACUGCCGUCUUUUAUAUUUCUGAGCACACACAGAACACUAGACUCCAUCCCACGGAGGUGGGAUGUGAAUGUGUGAACGGAGCAUGCGAAGCAGCUAUAUCUCCCCCGGGGCCCAGUAGGGAAGCCCAUGCCCCCGCCUCGCCACCCCCAGCUGGGCCCCUCGGUGGCCACCUUUGCUGUGAAAUCCCCACCCAGGCCUGUCGGGGAUGCACGUGGAGGCGGGGAUUAUUUCUAGGGGGUUUUGCGACUUGUUUCCAUCUUUCUUUCUCUGUACCGUGGUCACUGUUACUAUUAUUUAA
This is a messenger RNA of Mesoplodon densirostris (Blainville's beaked whale), 2794 nucleotides long. It is a transcript of the gene CRTC1, whose product is annotated as CREB regulated transcription coactivator 1. The transcript has 15 exons. The coding region runs from base 16 to 1980 and encodes 654 amino acids. Gene Ontology annotation, cellular component: nucleus; cytoplasm. Gene Ontology annotation, molecular function: cAMP response element binding protein binding. The record is from RefSeq and is a predicted model, not a curated record. Lineage: Eukaryota; Metazoa; Chordata; Mammalia; Artiodactyla; Ziphiidae. Gene Ontology annotation, biological process: protein homotetramerization; positive regulation of transcription by RNA polymerase II.